Scheffersomyces coipomensis is the source of this 2321-nucleotide messenger RNA. RefSeq names its product bifunctional UDP-glucose 4-epimerase/aldose 1-epimerase (gene GAL10). The transcript has a single exon. Bases 131 to 2191 code for a protein of 686 amino acids. Gene Ontology annotation, biological process: beta-D-galactose catabolic process via UDP-galactose, Leloir pathway. Gene Ontology annotation, molecular function: UDP-glucose 4-epimerase activity; carbohydrate binding. NCBI's taxonomy places the organism in Eukaryota, Fungi, Ascomycota, Pichiomycetes, Serinales, Debaryomycetaceae. The record is from RefSeq and is a predicted model, not a curated record. Gene Ontology annotation, cellular component: cytosol.
CUCGAAGCGUAAAUAGGAGUGGAGGUAAUUUAUAUAUGUGUUGAAUUAACCCCAGGCCAAAUUUGAAAAAAAAAUUAUUCAUAACUUGUUUCUUUCUUUCUGAUUCAAAUAAACUUACUAUCAAAUAAUCAUGUCUGAAUAUAUCCUCGUCACUGGUGGUGCUGGUUAUAUUGGUUCCCAUACCGUUAUCGAAUUAAUCAACAAUGGUCAUAAAGUUGUUGUAGUUGACAAUUUAGUCAACUCCAGUUAUGAAGCAAUUGCCAGAGUUGAAUUUAUCGUCAAACAAUCAAUUCCUUUCUUCAAUGUUGAUAUCAGAGACUAUGAAAAGUUAUCUAAAGUGUUCAAAGCUUACAAGAUCAAAGGUGUUAUUCAUUUCGCUGCUUUAAAGGCCGUUGGUGAAUCAACUAAGAUCCCAUUAGAUUAUUAUGACAAUAAUGUUACUGGUACUGUCAACUUAUUAAAAGUUUUAAAGGAAAACGAUGUUAACUCAAUUGUUUUCAGUUCUUCUGCAACUGUUUAUGGUGAUGUUACUAGAUUUGGUGAUGAUAGAUAUAUUCCAAUUCCAGAAGAAUGUCCAAUGGAUCCAACUAAUCCAUAUGGUAAUACUAAAUUUGUUAUCGAAAACAUCCUAAAAGAUGUUCAUUCCAGUGAAUCCGAAAAAUGGAAAGUCGCAGUUUUAAGAUAUUUCAAUCCAAUCGGGGCACAUCCAUCAGGUUUAAUUGGUGAAGAUCCUUCUGGAAUCCCAAAUAACUUAUUACCUUACUUAGCUCAAGUUGCUAUUGGUAGAAGAGAAAAAUUAUCAAUCUUUGGUAGUGAUUACAAGAGUCAUGAUGGAACUCCGAUUAGAGAUUAUAUCCAUGUUGUUGAUUUAGCUAAGGGUCAUAUUGCUGCCUUAGACUAUUUACAUAAAAUUAACGAAGGUGGUUUAUAUAGAGAAUGGAACUUAGGUACUGGUAAAGGUUCUACUGUCUUCGAUGUUUAUAAUGCGUUCAGUAAAGCUGUUGGUAAGAAAUUACCUUAUGAAGUUGUCGGUAGAAGAGCUGGUGAUGUUCUUGAUUUAACUGCUAACCCAGCUAGAGCCAAUAAGGAAUUAGGCUGGAAAGCCGAAUUAGGCAUUGAACAAGCUUGUGAAGAUUUAUGGAAAUGGACUACUGCUAAUCCUCAUGGUUUCAAUGUUGAAGGUUAUUCAUCAAAGACUUUCGAAAGUGAUGGUAACUACGGUAAUAGAUUACAAACAUUUGUUAAUGGUGAAUUAUCUGUCUCCUUAGCUAACCGUGGUGCUUUGAUUCAAGAUAUUAACUUUGAUGGUGAUCACAUUGUUAAUGCUUAUGAUAAUGGUGAUGACUACUUAUUAAAAUCAAAUCCAUUCUUUGGAACAACCGUUGGUCGUGUUGCUAAUAGAAUUGCCAACGCUGAAUUUGAAUUAAACGGUAAGACUUAUCAUUUACCAAAGAAUGAAAAUAACAACACUUUACAUGGUGGUCUUGUUGGUUAUGAUAAAGAAAAUUUCUUAGGUCCAAUUGUUAAGAAAGAAAAAGAUGUUUUUAUUGUUGAAUACAAAUUAAUUGAUCCAGAUGGAAAAAAUAACUUCCCAGGUGAUGUUGAAAACAUUGUUAGAUACUAUAUUGAUAAUAAAUCUAUUAAGAUUGAAUAUGAAGCUCAAUUAAUCAAUGAUAAAGUUGAUGCUACUAUUAUUAAUAUCACCAACCAUUCUUACUUCAAUCUUUCAGGUGAUGCUACUACUGAUGAUACUGUUGUUAAGUUAAGUUACGAUAAUUACUUAGAAGUUGAUGCCAAGACUUUAUUACCAACUGGUAAUGUCGUCAAGCAUGAUAGAGUUGAUGCCAACAAACCAAUUACUUUAAGUGAAGCAACUUUCUAUGAUUAUUGUUUUGUGAUUGAUAAUGAUGCUGAUGCCAUUGAUACUAGAAAAUUUGAAUUAAAGAAAGUCUUUGAAGCUACUCAUCCAAGAUCUCAUACUAAGUUUGUUGUCUCAACUACUGAACCAACUUAUCAAUUCUAUACCGGUGUUGGUGUCGACACUAAAGGAUUCGUUGCUAGAAGUGGUUUCUGUGUUGAACCAGGUAGAUUUGUCGAUGCUAUCCAUAAUGAAAAAUGGGCUCCUCAAGUUAUUUUAAAGAAAGGUGAAGUAUACGGAAGUAUAAUCCAAUAUGACUUAUCUAAGGUUUAAAAAAUUUAAAGACAUUUAUAUAGCUAAUAAUAAAAGAUACUUUAUGAUUUGAUAAUUUAAGUAGAGUAAUAGAAUAAUUGCUGCAAAUAUUUGCGAAAUUUGUAAUAUAUGCUUUGUUUAAUUGAAUUAA